Messenger RNA from Hippocampus comes (tiger tail seahorse), 855 nucleotides. Its product is annotated as mitochondrial import receptor subunit TOM22 homolog. Bases 71 to 340 code for a protein of 89 amino acids. The transcript has 3 exons. Gene Ontology annotation, biological process: intracellular protein transport. The record is from RefSeq and is a predicted model, not a curated record. Lineage: Eukaryota; Metazoa; Chordata; Actinopteri; Syngnathiformes; Syngnathidae. Gene Ontology annotation, cellular component: mitochondrial outer membrane.
GGCUCUGUUGGGUGUGUGUUUCUUUCAGCUUGAUGAGACCCUGGUAGAGAGGCUGUGGGGCCUGACAGAGAUGUUUCCUGACACUGUCCGCACAGCUGCUGAGUUCUCAGCACAGUGUUCGGUCUCACUGGCCAAGAAGUUUUACAGUUUUUCUCGCUCGGCCCUCUGGGUGGGAACAACUUCCUUCAUGAUCCUGGUGUUGCCUGUGGUGUUUGAAACGGAGCGGCUACAGCUGGAGCAGCAGCAGUUACAGCAGCAGAGACAGAUCUUGUUGGGGCCCAACACCGGAAUCUCUGGUGGGAUGCCAGGCAUGAUGCCGUCAGCCCCGGGAAAGAUCUGAGGACCAUGCAUUGCCCACUUCAAGCUUGGAUGUGCUGUCACAAUAAUGCUGGGCUUGUGGCCGCAAGGGGCGACAUAGAGACUGUGCAGAAACGCAAAGAACUGCCGCAACAAACAAAUUUAAAAAAAAAAGGGCCUAAGCUUCACACAGGUCUUCACAUAUGUGUUUCACUGUCUCUCCUUCCUCCAACAGCUUGCAGAGACUGAUUUUCAGGAGCACUGCUUCCAUCUUUUUUUUUAUUUUAAAUAUACUGUAUGUGUAAAUGCGUUUAUGAUCUUGACUUAAGUGUUGUAAGGGAAAUGAGGAAAAUGGGCUACAGUGAAGGAAGGGGCAGUUAAAGGUUACACACUGAGUCAGUUUUUUGAUGUCUGAAAUGGCUUCCAUGAUCUGAAUCAUUCCUCCACAUGUAAGAGCAGGAUAUGUAUGCUGGUCUGAGUCAUGUGGUGACAUUAUUACAUUUAAUAUUUGUUGAAAGGAAAUAAACAUGUCUUGGAAGCUUCUGAGAUCUUAAUGAG